GGCUGGUUUUAGGAUUUGUCAUCAUCUAAGAAAAUCACCCUUGGCAUUCAUUCAUUUCGCAACGGGAAUUGGUACUGUGCGCGUCAUUGAAGAUUAAACUACACAGCUAAUGUCAACCCCCAUGUUCUGCAUCUCCAGCCUGUCCAACUCUCUUGAUGAUCUUUUACCCAGAACGUCUGAACGAAGAGUAGGAUGGGAUUUUUUUAUAGCUUGACAGUCACGCAUACUUCUCAUCUGGGACUUAAAACAGCGCAGCGCCGUCCGCACUGAGGGUCACUCAAUAGUGUUGACCUCGACUGGCGUAAAUGCUGUCAUGGUUCCUAAUUACAAACUGUGUCAGCGCGUUGGUAGUCUCGAAACGAGCCGCGCAACGUACCUCAGCUUCCCACGUGCAUGUACAACCGAAGGAAAUUCGCAAGCGAAAUUUGUUCAAUCGAUUUUCCCCUUGCCCUUGCAGUCUGUACAAAUACCACCAUCUUUCAUGCCCUCGCCAUUACAAGCUGCGCACGGUGUUGUCAUUUUGCUCAGCUACAAGUCGUAGAAAUAGAUUUCAAAGUUGGUAAA
This is a messenger RNA of Fusarium redolens, 564 nucleotides long. RefSeq lists its product as uncharacterized. The transcript has a single exon. The coding region runs from base 306 to 563 and encodes 85 amino acids. The record is from RefSeq and is a predicted model, not a curated record. NCBI's taxonomy places the organism in Eukaryota, Fungi, Ascomycota, Sordariomycetes, Hypocreales, Nectriaceae.